Molecule: messenger RNA, 941 nt
Organism: Pygocentrus nattereri (red-bellied piranha)
Lineage: Eukaryota; Metazoa; Chordata; Actinopteri; Characiformes; Serrasalmidae
Gene: eif3k
Product: eukaryotic translation initiation factor 3, subunit K
Exons: 8
Coding region: 138-791 (217 amino acids)
Biological process (GO): regulation of translational initiation
Cellular component (GO): cytoplasm; eukaryotic translation initiation factor 3 complex
Molecular function (GO): ribosome binding; translation initiation factor activity
Source: RefSeq, a predicted model, not a curated record
GUCGUUCCUUUUCCGGUGGCUGGACCGCUGCAGCUGCCGCGUGCGACUGAAGAAGAAAAUAAAACUUUAAAAUUUGUUCGAUUAAAAUUUUAAAUCGCGAAUAAAAGCGACAGAAAAGCCGCGGAGCUGUAGUCGCGAUGGCGUUUGAGCAGAUGAGAGCGAAUGUGGGGAAACUGCUGCGAGGAAUCGACAGGUAUAAUCCCGAGAAUCUGGCCACGCUGGAGCGAUAUGUGGAAACGCAGGCGAGGGAGAACGCAUACGACCUGGAGGCGAAUCUAGCUGUGCUUAAGCUGUACCAGUUUAACCCAGCGUACUUCCAGACCAGUGUAACGGCUCAGAUUCUCCUCAAAGCUUUAACUAAUCUACCGCACACAGACUUCACGCUCUGCAAGUGUAUGAUUGACCAACCACACCAGCAAGAGGAGCGACCAAUCAGACAGAUCCUGUACCUGGGCAACCUGCUGGAGACCUGCCACUUCCAGAGCUUCUGGGCGAGUCUGGAGGAGAACAGAGAGCUGAUUGAUGGAAUCACAGGAUUUGAGGACUCAGUUAGGAAGUUUAUUUGCCACGUUGUUGGAAUCACCUACCAGACCAUCGAGCACCGUCUGCUGGCUGAGAUGUUGGGAGACCCUCUGGAUACGCAGGUGAAGGUAUGGAUGAAUAAGUACGGCUGGGUGGAGAAUGAAGGUCAGAUCUUCAUCUAUAAUCAGGAGGAGAGCAUCAAACCCAAGAACAUCGUGGAGAAGAUCGACUUUGAGAGUGUGUCCAGCAUCAUGGCAACGUCACAGUGAAGCUCCACAUCCAUCAAACACGCACAGACUCACCUGUAAACUGAGCUGAGACUGGACUCAGCCGGACACUCUGAGGACUUUUCUUACGCGAGGCGCUGUACUCGACUGCUCUGCCUCACACUGUCAGAAUAAAACUCACUUUUCAUGACA